Molecule: messenger RNA, 1950 nt
Organism: Alternaria triticimaculans
Lineage: Eukaryota; Fungi; Ascomycota; Dothideomycetes; Pleosporales; Pleosporaceae
Product: putative secondary metabolism biosynthetic enzyme
Exons: 3
Coding region: 1-1950 (649 amino acids)
Biological process (GO): biosynthetic process
Molecular function (GO): pyridoxal phosphate binding
Source: RefSeq, a predicted model, not a curated record
AUGGGUGAGGCUUACGAUCCAGGGACCAUCUUCUGCCCCAGCCGAGAGUUGGCAGCCCGCAUCGGGAAUCAGAAGCCCCGGCAAACAACAACCCCGUCCUCAUUCUAUCGCAACCUGGAAGACGCACUAGAAGUUAAGAAGAAGUCACACACCUUCUAUUCCAUUCAACAGAACUUAUGGCAAGCGGCCGAGUCCACAGUCGACUUCAUCUCCAACGACAUUCUCUCCUUUGGAACCAGUGGUAUCCUGAAGCGAGAGUACCUGAAAGAGCUUUCCCGAUAUGAUCAACACAACCCUGGGGCGCCGGGAUCGCGACUCGCUGAAGGAAAUUACGCCUAUAUAGAAGAAACCGAGCAGCACAUUGCUAAGUUUCAUGGCGCUGAAUCGGCACUACUGCUGGCUUCCGGGUUCGAAGCAAACGUGGCCAUAUGGACGUCAAUACCACGACCGGGCGACGUAAUUAUAUACGAUACCUUGGUGCAUGCCAGCACUCAUGAAGGGAUUGACCAGAGUCUCGCAGGAGAACGGGAAAGCUUCGCGCACAACGACAUCGAGGACUUUCGCCGCAUUCUAACAUGGACCAUAGAAUCCAAUCCGUUGAUCCAAAGGGGCGCAAGAUCAGUCUUAGUAGCUGUUGAGUCGGUCUAUAGUAUGGACGGUGAUGUCUGCCCAUUGCAAGAGCUUGUCGAUGCCGCGAAGGAAUUGGCUCCUUCCGGAAGUGUCCAGUUUGUGGUGGACGAAGCCCAUAGUAACGGCAUUUAUGGGCCGCAAGGCAAGGGUCUUGUGUGCGCUCUUGGUCUGGAAAAAGAGGCCCAAGCGCAGGUCCACCAUCUCGUAGAUCUCUUCUUACAGUCAAUCGUAUCGCACCCCCUCUGGGAAAGCGCAGAGCAAGUCGGGCUACUCGCCAUCCCUCUACUAAAAGACUGGGAAGGAUCACCAACGGCGACAUCCCACAUCAUCACUAUCCGCACCCGACAACUUUACACAUACUGGCUGUAUUUCCACCUACUACUAGACGGAUACUGCGUGUUCCCAGUCGAGCACCCCGUCGUCGCCAAGGGCGAAAGUCGCUUAAAGGUUACAUUCCACGCCGGCAACACGGAAGAGCAAGUAAGCGGGAUGGUAACAUCAAUUUUCGCGUGGAUCCAGGAAAUGAUGGAAAUCGAGGGAAGCCAGGAUCAUGCGCAGCGAAUCAGCGUUUCGCAAGCUGCCCACAAGCCUGAAGUAUUCGAACGCUGUAUGAACAACAACUACUACUCCAGCCUGUACCCGGCGCAGGCGGCAAUGAAGCUGUGGACUCAAGAUGACGAAGACUCUGCGAUGCCAUCAAGCCCAAAGUUGAGGAAGAUUGUGUUUGUGAAUAGUUCUGCAUCGCUUGUCCCGGCACCUGGCUACCUAGCAUACUCCGGUAAGUGGUUAUGUGUUGUCAUAGAAUGGUACAAGCCUCAGAGGCAGUAUACUAACUGGUACUGUGUUCAUCAAGCCGCUAAAGCUGCCCAACGCUCACUUGCCGACACCCUACGCAUGGAAGUAAUGAGGUACUCAGGCCCAAAGAGCACGUACGCCGUCCAAUGUAUCUUUGCGCACAACUUCAUCACGCCAACCUUUCUACAAGAGCAAAAGACCAAACCCGAGCUUACCAAGCGCAUUGAAGGCACGUCGGGCGAGCUUCACGAGUUAGAGAAGCAAUUUCCCUACGCUGCCAAGAUUGCGCCGGAGAUCGUGGCAAAUGUCGCAAGCGGUGACUAUGCUGUAUGUGAUGGGAGAUUCGAUCCUCAGCUAUUGUGGGCGAAUGCUAUGGGUGCGAGUCCGCGGCGUGGAUGGGGGAUCGUGGAUACGCUGAUGGCCAUGUUUAUGCUUCUCGCGUGGCCAUUCGUGAGGCGUGAUAUGGAGAAGAAGUGUUGGGGUGAUGCGUUGGGUGCAAAACAGGAUGAAGAUACGAAAUCAUGA